UAAUUGCGUGUAUGUAAUUAUCAACAUAUCGGUCAUUUCCCCUCUAAUGCAUAGACAUACGAGAACAAUUUUUGAAAGAAACCCUAUUUAAAGCAAUGCAUUGUUUAUGACGUGGAUAGCAUUUAGUUUGGAGGGAACCAACAUGAAGGUUUUGCUAGUUUUUCUCCUUGUCCCGGUGGUUUUUGCCAACCCUGCCCCACCGGCCUGCUCACCCCCGCAGGUGUCCAGCAUCCCCGUCCAGUCGGGGUUUGAUUUCGACAGAUUUUCAGACAAUGGGUCCAAGUGGUACCUUGUCCUGUAUAAUAAGAUGAUUGCAGUCCCGGGAUUGAAUGUCCCACUCGACGAAUCCAAUGUCUUCUUCCGAUUUUUCAGGAACAGUAGCACCGAAUUGACUGGCAAAAUGGUGGGAAGAAUCCGCCUGAAUAAGUUAAUUCCACCAUUCUGUACCAGCCAGAAAUCCAAGAUCACUCAAAGCACGGUAGAGCCAGCCAAACUGCACCAGACUUUCAAAAACCCUUUCUCCAAGAAACCGUUAUCCUUUCACUAUUGGAUCCUCCACACGGACUACAGUAAUAUGGCGGUGGUGUUCGCGUGCCAGAAGGAACUGGGGGACGCUGUUUUAAAUGUUUACAGUUAA
Saccostrea cuccullata (small rock oyster) is the source of this 637-nucleotide messenger RNA. RefSeq lists its product as uncharacterized. NCBI's taxonomy places the organism in Eukaryota, Metazoa, Mollusca, Bivalvia, Ostreida, Ostreidae. The transcript is spliced from 2 exons. The coding region runs from base 107 to 637 and encodes 176 amino acids. The record is from RefSeq and is a predicted model, not a curated record.